Durotheca rogersii is the source of this 1134-nucleotide messenger RNA. RefSeq names its product mitotic checkpoint protein BUB3. Gene Ontology annotation, molecular function: ubiquitin binding. The record is from RefSeq and is a predicted model, not a curated record. NCBI's taxonomy places the organism in Eukaryota, Fungi, Ascomycota, Sordariomycetes, Xylariales, Xylariaceae. Gene Ontology annotation, biological process: mitotic spindle assembly checkpoint signaling. The transcript has 3 exons. Gene Ontology annotation, cellular component: mitotic checkpoint complex; kinetochore; bub1-bub3 complex. Bases 1 to 1134 code for a protein of 377 amino acids.
AUGGCGCCACCAGCGACGCAGUUCGAGCUCUCGCAGCCGCCGACGGACGUGGUGUCGGCGCUGGCGUUCGCGCCGGAGUCGCCGUCGCGGCUGCUGGCCGCGUCGUGGGACAAGCACGUCUACCUGUACGACACGCUGCAGGGCCGCGACGCCGCCGCCGCCGCCGACGAGGAGGGCGGCCGCGGCGCGCUCCUCCGCACCUUCCCCCACCGCGCCCCCGUCCUCGACGUCUGCUUCGGCGCCCGCGACGGCGAGGCCUUCACCGCCUGCUUGGACCGGAACGUCCGCCGCCUCGACCUUGCCACCGGCGACCAGACCGUCCUCAGCCAGCACGCCGCCGCCGUCCGCAGGGUCGUCUACAGCCGCGAACACUCCCUCCUCAUCUCCGCGUCCUGGGACGACACGCUGCACGUGCACCGGCCGUCGGACCCGUCGGCGGCGGCGCUCUCGGUGCCGCUGCCGGGCAAGCCGCACGCGGUGGCCGCGAGCCCGUCGAAGCUGGUGGUGGCCAUGACGUCGCGGCUGGUGCACAUCUACGACCUGGCGGCGCUCGCGGCGGCCGCCGCGUCGCCCUCGGCCGCGACCGACCCGCCGCCGCGGCCCUGGCAGCAGCGUGAGUCGUCGCUCAAGUUCCUGACCCGCGCCGUCGCCGCCAUGCCGUCGGACGCCGGCUACGCCACCUCUAGCAUCGAGGGCCGCGUCGCCGUCGAGUGGUUCGACGCCAGCGCCGAGUCCCAGGCCCGCAAGUACGCCUUCAAGUGCCACCGCGCCACGCAGCCCGCCGCGGCGGCCCCUGCCGACCCUGCUGCUCCGCCCCCCGCCCCUACCGACGUCGUCUUCCCCGUCAACGCGCUCGCCUUCCACCCCGUCCACGGCAGCACCUUCGCUAGCGGCGGCGGCGACGCCACCGUCGCCCUCUGGGACGCCGACGCCAAGCGGCGCAUGAAGGUCUACCAGAAGUUCGCCGACUCCGUCGCCGCCCUCGCCUUCUCCCGCGACGGCCGCUACCUCGCCGUCGCCGUCUGCCCCGGCUUCGAGACCGGCAUGGGCGACUACAACGCCGAGGGCCGCACCCGCAUCUUCGUCCGCGAGCUCGCCGACAACGAGGCCCUCCCCAAGGGCAAGGCAAAGUAA